Molecule: messenger RNA, 630 nt
Organism: Aspergillus chevalieri
Lineage: Eukaryota; Fungi; Ascomycota; Eurotiomycetes; Eurotiales; Aspergillaceae
Exons: 1
Coding region: 1-630 (209 amino acids)
Molecular function (GO): metal ion binding; ATP binding
Source: RefSeq, a predicted model, not a curated record
AUGUUUGAUGCUGUCCGCCGGUACCGCGAGCGAGGAGGGACGGAGGUCGAACUAUCUGAGUUCAUCCAUUCUAGAAGGCCACACUACGGCGUGAACUUCUUUGUUAGUGGCUAUGAUACUCCCCAACCAUGCUUCCUUGGUGCCACAGAGCAGGUCGUCACCAAGAAUGGUGUCUGGGUAGGUGUAAUUAUUGAUUACCGGGUGCAAGAGGACCUCGAAAGACGUCUACAGCAGACCAUCGCGGCCGUGGCACGUACAUUACGAAAGUCCUCAUAUAUGGGCUGGGUUGGCAUCGAUCUUAUCUUUGACCUUAACGACCAGCCUCUGGUAGUGGAUCUGAAUGCUCGUAUAGCUGCGGGGAUUGGUGUUGUUCUUUUCUCUAGACACUUUUUGUCUAUGGGUUUUCCGUUUGCUCAGAUGGAAACGGUAUCAUUUUGCGGGCCUGCUUCAGUACCUUACGAUGCGAUGUCUGCCGAGAUUGAGUCUGGCCAGGUGAUUGUAACUCUCUCAGCGGAAGUCACAGAGACCGAGUCUGUAGCCUCGGUAGUCUUUGGCGGUCGUACUCGAGAAGAUUUGCACACGGUAGGGGACUGGAUUCGGGACGUGUUACCAGCCUGUUUUAAGACUUAA